Molecule: messenger RNA, 1671 nt
Organism: Daldinia decipiens
Lineage: Eukaryota; Fungi; Ascomycota; Sordariomycetes; Xylariales; Hypoxylaceae
Product: 3-oxo-5-alpha-steroid 4-dehydrogenase
Exons: 2
Coding region: 502-1359 (285 amino acids)
Biological process (GO): steroid metabolic process
Cellular component (GO): membrane
Molecular function (GO): 3-oxo-5-alpha-steroid 4-dehydrogenase activity
Source: RefSeq, a predicted model, not a curated record
UUUCAAUGUAUUCGGUACGUUGUAUAAUACAUGCGUGUACGGAAUACUCAGGCAUUACAUAGCGUAACUAGGUAACUUCACUUUAGGGAGCUUCGACCUACUCACGUCCCCGGGCUUUCGCAUUGCUACUAUUAAAUUUUCUAACCUGUCUAUCCUCUACCAACGUAAGCACAUAUAUGUACUCCUCGCGUUCCAUCGAAGUAGAGUGUGGGGUUACCUAAUACAUAGGUACCUAUAUAGUACCUUAGGUACAUGUAGGUAGCCAAGGCAAAGCAAAGCAACCUAGACAUGGAAUUCAGAAUAGAGUCGGAGAUUCAAUUUCGCCAUCUUCCGAUCAGACUAUCCUUACCUAUUUCGAAUACCAAUUCCAUGUUACAUCGAUGAAAUCACCUAAUAGUGGUAAUACUUACUCCUCCAACUUCCUGUCUCCGAUGUGUUCAUAAGGCUACAAACAAUUCUUUUCGAAUUUUCCAAUCGCUCUUGAUCACAAAGCUACUCGCUAUGGCCAUUGUUCAAGAUUGGCUCCCAGCCAGCCAAGAAAACUACGAGAAACUCCUAUUUUGGUGGAAACUUUACCCUCUGGUGGCAUCUUUCCAAUGGAUUACUUCGUGGUAUGGCAUGGGGAAAACCUCAGUUCAGAGCAAGUUCAAUCUUCCCGGACGAAUUGCCUGGGCGACGAUGGAGGUUCCUGGUUUUACCACUCUCUUAUAUAUCAUGAGCACGCUUCCAGCUCAGCACGGCAUUGAGGACCUACCGUGGCAGAACAAAGUCCUUGCUGGCCUCUUCGUUAUUCAUUACACUUACCGUGCCGUUAUCUUCCCUAUCAUCCAGCCGUCUAUGUCUCCCAUUCACGUGCUUGUCUGGAGUAAUGCUAUCAUCUUCCAACUAUGCAACGCUACCUGCAUAGGCAGCUGGCUAGCAGCAUACGGGCCGACCACCCAAGAAGAAUGGAAAGCCCAGAACUGGUCUGUUCUGCAAUUCUCAAUAGGUCUUGUCCUCUUCUAUGUUGGACUCGCCGCAAACUAUUUCUCCGACGAGGAACUACGAGAGAUCCGCCGAGGUGAGCUUCGACGCCAAGCAAAAUUGAAGCAGCAGGGCAGAACCGUCGAAAAGCAUUACGAAGUUCCACAGAAUGGGCUGUUCAAGUAUAUGCUUUAUCCCCAUUACUUCAUGGAAUGGGUCGAGUGGCUCGGAUACUGGAUCGCCGCCGGCAUCCCCUGCACCCCUGCGAGGUCUUUCUUAAUUAACGAAUUUUUUGCUAUGCUACCCCGCGCUGUGUCUGGUGGAAAGUGGUAUAAGGAAAGGUUCGGCGAUGAUAAAAUUAAGGGAAAAUACGUCAUUAUUCCCGGAGUCUACUAAUGGUGGCACGCGUCAUUCAACCCAAGGCCUUCGGUUGCUAGUUUCAGUCGCUACCUUUUGAUAUAUAAUUACGAUGUUACGUAUCUAACUGCCUCAUCUUACUUGCUAUGACAUAACCAAGUAAUGGGAAGAGAGUUAUGGACUUUAAUGAACUGGUGUGGUGCCACAUCGCCAAGAGCAAGGGUAUUAUUAUGUAAUCUUAGGUCAUAGGCCAUAUAAAGGUCUAAUAUUCGUCGUAUUCUUCUGAUUAGAUAGCCACGAUCAUUAUUAUUCAGUUAUGCAUUUAAUAUAGAUACAUUCGUUAUUUUCUCA